UGUUGCAGCUAGCCAGUUAGCCUAGCCGCGCUGCUGAGCUCUGACACGGUCUGAUGCAGAAAUGCUUUUCCAACGGGGCGCUGCGUCUAGUCAGCGAGGCUAGCUUCUCAGAUUGGGGAGGAAAAAAUAAAUAUAUUUGGCCGCUGGCUAGCGAGGACUGUGGAUAUCCGUUGCAAGCAUCUUUUGUCGAGACGCCUCCAUCCAUACAUUAUAUCCAAAAGGGGGAUAAGAAGAGGUGGCCAUCAGCAGUCAGGUCAACAUCAGCAUCAGCCCAGCUAGUUCUCCGCUUGGAUGCAGAACUGUCUCCUUAGGUCAAGAUGACUGAAGAGGUGAUUGUCAUCGCCAAGUUCGACUACAUGGCCCAGCAGGACCAGGAGCUGGACAUCAAGAAGAACGAGCGCCUCUGGCUGCUCGACGACUCCAAGUCGUGGUGGAGGGUCCGGAACGCCACCAACAAAACCGGCUUCGUCCCGUCCAACUACGUGGAGAGGAAAAACAGCGCUAGGAAAGCCUCUAUUGUCAAGAAUCUCAAAGACACACUCGGAAUUGGGAAGGUGAAGAGCAGGAAGGGGGGGAUGAGAGACACGGCGUCCAACGCCGACACAGAUCUGAGCACAGACAACGGCGAGCGGCUGUACGACCUCAACGUGCCGGCCCUGGUCAAGUUCAGCUACGCGGCGGAGCGCGAGGACGAGCUCUCUCUGGUGAAGGGCACGCGGGUGGUGGUGAUGGAGAAGUGCAGCGACGGCUGGUGGCGCGGCAGCUACAACGGACGCUCCGGCUGGUUCCCGUCGAACUACGUGACGGAAGACGUGGACGGGACGGCGGGGGGAGGGGGCAUGGGCGGGCUCGGAGACCCGGCGGCCGGCUCGCUGACGGAGAAGCUGGCGGCUGUGGUCAGCACCAGCACGAACGGGAACAGGGUGCUGCACACGGUCCAGGCGCUCUACCCGUUCAGCUCCGGCAACGACGAGGAGCUGAACUUUGAGCGGGGCGAGGUGAUGGACGUCAUAGAGAAGCCCGAGAACGACCCGGAGUGGUGGAAGUGCCGCAAAGCGGACGGACAGCUAGGCCUGGUGCCUAAGAACUACGUCACUGUGCUCGACUCCAGCUCCCAUAAAUCCACGGCGGGGCUGGCGGGGCCUCCGACGCCUGACUGUGACUACAUCUCGCCCUCAGGCAGCGGCCGCUUUGCAGGGAAGGAGUGGUACUACGGGAAGGUGACGCGCCACCAGGCUGAGGUGGCGCUAAACCAGAGAGGCACGGAGGGAGACUUCCUGAUCCGAGACAGCGAGUCGUCGCCGAACGACUUCUCCAUCUCCCUGAAGGCGCAGAGCAAGAACAAGCACUUCAAAGUGCAGCUGAAGGAGAACCUUUACUGCAUCGGACAGCGCAAAUUCAACUCUAUGGAAGAGCUUGUCGAACACUACAAAAAGGCUCCCAUCUUUACCAGUGAGCAGGGAGACAAACUGUACCUGAUCAAAGCCCUGGCUGCCUCCUGAUCCAGUCCUCACACACACACACACACACACACACACACACAGACGAAUGGCUUCCAUACAUAAAACAGAUCCAGAACACACACUAACAUUUCUGCUCCGAGCCUGAAGACGUAACACAUCAUCAGGACUUAAAUGGCCACUUUGUGAGCAUUCCAAGAGGAGAUAUGGAAAAAGCAUGGGAGAGAGAGAGAGAAAGAGAGGGAGGGCUGGAGAAAAGACUCACGCACCCCAAGAGUUGACUACAGACCUCUUGGUCGCAUUUUAAAUUAUCCACAUGUUAGGUCAUAGGCAACGGCAUGUAUUUCACCCUUGGUAUCUAUUAGGGUGUCAUUUAGGUUUCUUUAUGUUGAUAAUGUAUAAUCUUUUUUUUAACAAUUUUCUUUAAAGAUGUGAUUUUUAUUAUUAUUUUUUAAACUACACACACGACAUAUUGAGAUAUUUUUAGAUGACAACUUACUCAGAGCCAUGCCUAAAGGUCUUACACGUCGACUCACUUUGUUUGUCUUAAAGCUUUUUUGUUUCUGUUUUUUUUUUUUUUUUCGUGGUUGUGGACCCACUAAUCCACAACUUCAGCUAAUCAUUGAUUAAAAAGUCAAGUGACCAAACUAUAUUUAUUUAGAUUUGUUAGGAUCCAUGUUGAGGUUGAUGUAUUACAAUGCAUCUGUUUAUGUUUUGUUAUUUCCUCCAUUUCUUGUGCAAAGUAGCCCCCCCCCCCCUCCCCUGUACAAUAGAACUGCUUGUGCCACAUUUUGCUGUAUCCACAUCAUGUGAAUGUUACAAAGAGGGGGCAAAUUACACAGCCAACCUCAUGACGCAGACAAGAGGAACCGUGUCAAACUCAACUUCCUUCUAUUUCCCAUUAGGAAUCUGUUCGCGGCUGGAAGAGAUCGCCGUUUUCUAACCCAUGUUCUGAGGCCUGAUCUGUCAAUUCAGAUUUUAGAAUCAUUUAUUUUUUUUACCCCCCCCCCAAAAGGACUAUAAAACACGAGAAGAAAAUGUGUUGCAGGUUUUGAAACCAACAGCCGAUGAAGGAAUUACAAGAUUAUCCACAUUAUGGACCAAAGUCCACUUCCCCAGCUAAUCUGCUCUGAUUUUUCUUUUUUGGAAACUAAAAACGUUCAUCACAGUGCAUAUAAUGAAAAUGGUGGGAGCUCUUAAGUUAUAUGGCUUUAACAAAUCGGUAGGAUUUUUUUUUUUUUUUUUUUUUUAGUAUUUGAUCUGAUGAUCAAGCAGAAAAUGGCUGAUUUCAACGUCCGGCUGGUGGAUUGCUGCAGCUCUAAUUACAACCACAAAUUUCAGUGGCCGUUAUCUGCUUUAUUUUUUAUUUUUAUGACUUAUUCAAAAAAAGUGCGUUGAAGCACAUGCUGCUGGUUAGUGGGUUUAUAAAGCAAAGAGGGUGAAAUUUCGUACUUUUGAUGAAUGUCGGGGUCGUAGCCGUGCGUCUGAAGAUCACCUUUGGAGUCGUGGCGUAAUUCAAAACAUAUAAACCCAGUUCUCUGGAGCACAGAGGGGGGGGGGGAGUGUGGGACCAGCCCAGGCAGCCGAGAGGAUGAUGUCACUGCUCCUGAAUAAGUGAUUACUUGAAGGAGUAGAGGGUCACCGGGGGGGUCAAGUAUGAGCACUUCCAAAUUACAGCCAUCGUUACGAGAAAGCGACCCCGUUCCUUGAGGAGGCAGAAAUGAUCCAAGUUUAUAUUUGCUACAGCGACGGUAUGGAGCGAGCGGGGUUUUUCGCUGGAAGGGGAUUAGGUGGAGUUUGAAUGUUGAAGGGCAGCAAUCAAAGCUGCAGCAGGAGGAGUGCUGGCAGGGAUCCACUCCAGCAGGGGGAUGUUGAUGAUGAUGAUGAUGGCCAUCACAAAGCCUGCGGUGAUGAGUUCUCCAGCUGCAGCUGGUUGGACCCGGGCACAAAAAAAGAGAAGGGGAUGAGGGGUCUGAGAGACGAGGGAAGGAAAAACAGACUAAAGGAUUGGAGAGCAUGUUCCACUGCGACGUCGCGCUCAGUCAUUUACAAACCAGCUAACGCGGUAUCGUGUAUAAGGUCUCUGAUGAGAGCAUCUGAGGCGACUGACAGGAGUAGAGAUGCACCGGUCGGAAUCACCAAUCUCUUGUUUUUGGAAGGUUAUGAUCAGCCAGCAUCGAUUUUCCCCCCAGUUUUCUUUAAGAACCAUAUUAAGCAGCAUUUAAGUCAUUGUUUAAUGAAUAGAGGUGAUGUCACACUGUGUGAGUUAGCUGUUGCUGUUUCUAAAACAAAGACGAUCGAUUUAAGAGUACACAUUUCAAACUUCAGCAUUCAGCUAGCACUGAUAAAAUCUGUCUCUGUGUGUAUUUUCUGCAGAGAGUAGACCCUUAACUCAGGUUUUUAAAAGGCUGCCAGUAUUUCAGAAUCUAGCACGUUCCAAAACACGGAUUCUGCUCAGAAUAAUACAACAGAAACUUUGCUGCGCUCUAUCCAGCCUUCCUGUUGUCUGCCGAAUGUCUCGCAGCCUGAAUGAACCGCAGACAGGCCUCGCCAUGUUGGAUAAAGACAACAAAUGGCUUCUUAUUAGAUCUCUGAUCCUGAAAAUGGUUUCCCUCGAGUCGUCUCUCGGUAAUGACUUCCAAACCGGAGCGUAUUGUCGGUGAGAACUGAUGGUUCUUGGGUGUGGUGCGUUCACAGAGCUGGGAGAAGUUGGAUUGUUUGAGUCUCUGUCACUAGUCAGAUGCAAGCAACUUGGAAAAAAAAGCCUAAUUUAAUUUACCGGCCUGUUUUUGUUUUUUUGUACCUCUCUAGAUAGUUGAUAUUAAAGCUGCGACUGAUUUAUUUAUAAAUGGCUAAAUCUUUAAAUAGAUGAAUUUAAAGUGCUAAUUUCACAAUUUUUUGGACAGGUGAACUGAUAUAAAUCAUGAAUAACAAAGAUUACUGAGCUUCUGAUGGAGAUUCUUAGCGGUCAUAAUAAAAACUGCACAAUGAAUUAGCAUCCGUGGAGGAUCGAGACCCCUUUGUGACGUACCCGCCUCGAUCCCUGGGUUUUUGGAAAUGCCCAAAAAUCUACAACCAUUUGCUGGAUUCCCCUGUCGUAAGAAAAACUUUAUUUUAAGGCAAUGCUUUCGCCCCGACUCCCAGUUUCUGCAGCGUCUGUGAUGUCGCAAAGCAUUAAAGUGAAACCCGCCAACACAUUCUGCCCCACUUUUAAGGAUUUAGGAGAUUUUAACGUGCCUUCGCAGCUUUCCGGCAACCAAAGCUUUAGCGCCCCAUUUAUCCACCCCACCCCACCCCAGUACUUCCCACUUCUCUCAUCACUAUCUGCUUGCAGCUUUGCAUGUGCAUCAGCGGAGCGAGGAGCAGAUGUGCCGGGAUGGUCCAACACAUCCUCGUGUGAAAGAGUAUUUCCUUCUUUUGGCGCUCCCCAAAUGUCACGGGCUUACCGUGACUCCCUUUUUUUUUUUUUGGUCAUGCAUAAAAUGCCCUUUUUAUUUGACGUCUUUCAUUUCAAGUGACCUUACCAUAGCUGACUUCAUCGAGUAUUAGAUGAACAGUGAAUGCCUACAUGUAAAAAGACUUUAAAUAAAAAAAACAAGGUGGAGUGGUAAACAUGACUCCAGGCGUGAUGUAAUCAUGACCUGAACCUGUACGAGCACCUCAAGUAACUAUUACAGAUCGUCAAGGGUUUAAGAUAUCAUUUUUACAUCUUAAUGUAUGACUAGUGUAAGAUUUCACUUUUUUGUUGUUGUUGCAAACUAGCCACAUAAAUAUGAAAGAAAGCUCAAUAUUUAAAUAUUUAGCCUGAUAUUACAACAGAACUACAGUAUCCUCCCCCCUGCUUAGGUUUUGUUUCUGGGAUCUUUUUCACAUUCCAACAAAAAGGCUGCAUGAGCAGAGCCUCGUAGCUGCACCCGGACCCGCUUUAAAGAGACAUUAGAGUCAGUUGUGACGGAUAUUAUCAAGACCGCUCGUAAAAAACUAUUUGUCUCGGUGGGGAAGAAACUACCCCCGCUGAAUAAACCUGAGAAAUCAAUAAAACCUUCACACAGAUGUCUUGAUAAUAUUACAAACAAGUGGCCCAGGUUUGAUUUUUUUUUUUAUUUUUUUUUUAUUUUGGUGCUUUUGUGCUGCUUACAUUUCUGUGGUGAUGUUUGUCUCACGAAGCCUUUUUUUUUUCUUCUUGUGAGAGUGAAGAAGCAGAUUCAUGCUGUGGAAUGAUUUAAAAGAAAAAAGGCAGUGCUGUGAAAAAAAAUGUAAUGUUAUGCUCUUAAUACUGUUUUCAUGGAGGGGAGAUCGUCUUCAGGUGUAAUAAUUUAGAAGAUUUAGCGUGUUAAAGAUGUAAUAAAAAAGCAUAAAAUAUGAAGA
Molecule: messenger RNA, 5828 nt
Organism: Fundulus heteroclitus (mummichog)
Lineage: Eukaryota; Metazoa; Chordata; Actinopteri; Cyprinodontiformes; Fundulidae
Gene: nck1b
Product: NCK adaptor protein 1b
Exons: 5
Coding region: 318-1502 (394 amino acids)
Biological process (GO): positive regulation of translation in response to endoplasmic reticulum stress; negative regulation of endoplasmic reticulum stress-induced eIF2 alpha phosphorylation; positive regulation of endoplasmic reticulum stress-induced intrinsic apoptotic signaling pathway
Molecular function (GO): ephrin receptor binding
Source: RefSeq, a predicted model, not a curated record